Molecule: messenger RNA, 2671 nt
Organism: Polychytrium aggregatum
Lineage: Eukaryota; Fungi; Chytridiomycota; Chytridiomycetes; Polychytriales
Exons: 17
Coding region: 222-2447 (741 amino acids)
Biological process (GO): protein histidyl modification to diphthamide
Molecular function (GO): diphthine-ammonia ligase activity
Source: RefSeq, a predicted model, not a curated record
GUCGGUCUGUUCAGUGUCGGCUGGCUCAGUCCUCAUCUUGCUCCGUUCCCACUCCGAUUCUGGUCCAGAUCCUGACCUCGAUCUCGAUCUCGAUUGCCGCAUUUUGACGCUUCGGCAGCACCGCACAUCCCGAGUCAAGAACAAGCACCACGAAAGGGCCAGGAAGGCAUUGUUGCAUACCAUCAUCCAGCUCUGUCAGUCCAGCAUAUCACACCCAAGCAAUGAAAGUCGUAGCCCUCGUCAGCGGCGGCAAGGACAGCUGCUUCAACAUGAUGCACUGCGUCGCCAACGGCCAUGAGAUCGUCGCCUUGGCGAACCUGCUUCCUCCAGAACACAAGGGAAAAGACGAGCUGGACAGCUUCAUGUUUCAGACGGUCGGCCACGAUGCCAUCGGCCUGUAUGCCGACUGCAUGGGCUUGCCGAUGUUCCGGAAAGAAAUCAAGCGAUCGUCUGUUGUCCAGGACGCAAACUAUGUCCCAAACGACCAAGAUGAGGUUGAGGACCUUCUGGAGCUUCUUUCCGAAGUCAAGAGCGCUGUUCCACAGGUCGAAGCUGUUGCUGUCGGCGCUAUCCUGUCGAGCUACCAGCGAGUCCGGGUCGAGAAUGUCUGCCAGCGACUGGGACUGACGUCCCUGGCGUACCUGUGGAGACGAGACCAAGCCAAGCUCAUGGAGGAGAUGAUCGAGAGCGGGCUGCAUGCCGUCAUCAUCAAAGUCGCAGCCAUGGGUUUGAGCGAGAAGCACUUGGGGCAGAGCCUUCAGCAAAUCCACCCACAUUUGGUCAGAAUGAAUCAACUCUACGACUGCCACAUUUGUGGCGAGGGCGGUGAAUACGAAACUCUCACUCUCGACUGUCCCCUGUUCAAGAAGCGGAUUGUCCUGGACUCGACCGAGGUCGUUGUCCACUCGGACGACGCACUUGCCAUUGUCGCUUAUCUCAAGAUCAAGGCCGCGCAUGUUGUUGACAAAGAGGGCCAUUCGGCCGAGCUGUCCGAGGAGCUCAAGCAGCGGCUCAUCCGGGCUGUUCCAACUUCGAUAGAAUUGCCGGCCGAGUUGCUGUCCAAGUCACAGGACGCCCUGCUCAGCGACAGCGAGGGUCCCCAAAGGCCUGAGCUCGUCGUCAAGACUGGCCCGCCCAUCAGCGAGCGUCGUCAAGGAUCGUUCUACAGUCUCUCAGGCGUGACUGCUCUGGCCGUUGACCCGGGGAGUGUCGGCGGUCUCGAGGAGCAGGCACUCUGCAUUAUGAAUCACAUCCAAGACAAGCUCGGCGCGCAGGGCAUGUCGUGGGGCGAUGUCCUGAUCAUCCAUGUCUACGUGCGCGAUAUGGACGACUUUGCCAAGCUCAACUCGGUAUACGGCACAUUCUUCACGAUCAAUCCCCCGACACGGGUUACUGUCGAAGCCCCGUUACCGAGGCCUAUUCUGGCACAGAUCGAUUGCCUUGCAUUCCGUGAUCCCGGCGGCUCCAGGAGAAAGGAAACGCUCCAUGUCCAAGGCAUUUCGUACUGGGCUCCUGCCAACAUUGGCCCUUAUAGCCAGGCAGCCAUGAUCAUGGACCAGAUCAUCCUCGCGGGCCAGAUUCCUCUCAUCGGCGCCUCGAUGACAAUGCCGAACCCAUAUCAUUCUGGAGUCACCACCGAAACCCUUCAGUCCGAGUUCUUGAUCUCGCUACUCAACGUAUCCUCGGUGCUCUCGGCAGUCCUGAACCUCGUGCAGACCGAGGACGACACUGCUGCCGUGAGCCAUCCAUGGCUGGAAUGGCGCCGCAAUGUGAUCGGUGGCGUCUGCUACUGUGUCAGCCAGGCGGCACUGGUAUUCGCCCGGGAUGUCUGGAAUCACACGCUGGAGCGCGAAGGUAUCGCUCCGCUGCCCGUUCUGUUUGUCAACGUCACCCGCCUGCCGCGGAAUGCCCACAUCGAGUGGCAGCUCUUUGCUCACAAUCCCAACAUCGCAUACGGGCGAUGUCUCGAGAGUAUCAGCCAUAUCGAUACCACGGAGCUCCUUCGGACAGCCGAGUACGAUUCCGACGACGACCACGACAAGGACGACACCAUCCGGAGCAAGCUGCCAAAGCCCGACACAAAUACCCGUGCGAGCGCUGUCAACGAUGGGACGCCGACGGGAUGGAGUGUCCACCAACGCCAGCUUGGCACCACGUCUGCAAUCGUUGGACUGAUUCGCAAUGGAAACAAGAGCGGCGAUCCACAGGUCUCGUUGGCUGAGCUGUGCAAGGCUGCGAUCACCGAAAUGCACAAGCUGGCCUUCCCAGCUGGAAGCAAGCCCGACAACACCCACGCCGCCCUGCGCGUGUUUUACGUGUGCUCGCUGGAUCCUGCUGAUGUCUUUGCAGGAUUCGUUGGUUGUGAAUGCUCCACCACGUUUGUGCCCGUUUUCAGCCUCGAAGACGAUGCCUCGGUCGGCAUCUACAUGGACUGUCGCGAAUACUAGACUCGACAGCGCGAAUCGGGCAGUCUGUCCAUCAUGGCCACAUCUAUCCGCCGCAUGAGACAAUAGACCUGUGCCCCUGAUCCUGCUGCCAAGUUUGUGCGUCAUGCAGAAUGGCGAUGGGUGAAUCGCUUCGACUGUCGCCAGAGUCCGCGACGAGCUAUCCUGCAGGUCUACCGCCGCCGAGCCCAUCACCGCUGCGUCCUUGACCAGCACACUCUCGAUCA